UUUGAGUAUUUAAUGAACCCGGCGCGGUGCAGCCCGCUGCAGAACGACUUUGCACGGCUCACCUCAUCCCAGAGGCAUUGCUUAUAGUGCGGGGAGCCCGAAGGUCAUACACCUUCUCCUGUUUAGGCUCGGGGUGACAUUUUACACGCCCAUAUGCGUUACAGUAAGCCCGGAUCUGCCGGCCAAGCAUGGGGAGGAGAGGCUGAGGUCCGCCAGCGCUGAGCCGGCUCCACAUGGAGGCUCACCAAAGCCGCUCGGCUGGUCUGUUUCGCCGCAGGACCCGGAAGAAGGAACGGAUCACCCUGCUCAGGCUGCGCCCAUUUAAUCGGGAGGUUACAAAUCAAUAAAACAUAAUAAUAACAAUACAUAAUAAAUAAAUAGCACGGCGAUAUCGGCCGGAGUCGGUGCCCACUUGUCUCCCUUGUAUGGUGGGCAGGGAUGUCGGCGUCCGCGAUAUUUAUCCUGGACUUGAAGGGGAAGGUGUUAAUAUGUCGGAACUACAUGGGCAUGCUGGACAUGGGCGAGAUCGACCACUUCAUGCCCAUCCUGAUGAAGCGGGAGGAGGAGGCAGAUGUCUCUCCAGUGGCGGCCCAUGGAGCAACUCAUUUUCUGUGGAUUAAGCAUAGCAACCUUUACUUGGUGGCAUUGACCAAGAAGAAUUCCAAUGCCGCCCUUGUGUAUUCCUUCCUCUACAAGAUAGUGGAGACUGUAAAGGUUUUCCGGGAAUACUUCAAGGAGCUGGAAGAGGAGAGCAUCCGGGACAAUUUCGUGACCGUGUACGAGCUGUUGGAUGAGGUCAUGGACUUUGGCUUCCCGCAGACCACAGAUAGCAAGAUCCUCCAGGAAUACAUCACGCAGAAAGGACACAAACUGGAGGUUGGUGCCCCCCGGCCCCCAGCAACCGUUACCAACGCGGUCUCUUGGAGGUCAGAGGGCAUCAAGUAUCGGAAGAAUGAGGUCUUUAUGGAUGUCAUUGAGUCAGUCAAUCUUCUGGUGAACGCUAACAGCAGUGUCCUGCGCAGCGAGAUCGUGGGCAGCAUCAAACUGAAGGUGGUCCUCUCUGGCAUGCCGGAGCUGCGGCUGGGCCUCAACGACAAAGUCCUCUUUGAGAUCAAUGGCAAGAAGAGCAAGACGGUGGAACUGGAGGACGUGAAGUUUCACCAGUGUGUGCGCCUAUCCCGCUUUGAGAAUGACCGUACCAUCUCCUUCAUCCCCCCUGACGGCGAGUGCGAACUCAUGUCCUACCGGCUCAACACCACGGUGAAACCACUCAUCUGGAUUGAGUCUAAAAUAGAAAAGUACUCCCACAGUCGUGUAAAGAUCAAGGUCACGGCCCGGAGCCAGUUCAAAACCCGGUCCACCGCUAACAACGUAGCCAUCAUGGUGCCAGUCCCCAGCGACGCAGACUCGCCAAAGUUCAAGACCAGCAUAGGCACUGCGAAGUGGCUCCCGGAGAAGAAUGUGGUGCAGUGGAACAUAAAGUCCUUCCCAGGGGGGAAGGAGCACGACAUGCACGCUCACUUCGGCCUGCCCAGCGUGGAAGCCGACCAAAUGGAGGGGAAGCCGCCCAUCACCGUCAGCUUCGAGAUCCCCUACUUCACCGUGUCCGGGAUCCAGGUUCGCUACCUGAAAAUCAUCGAGAAGAGUGGUUACCGGGCGUUACCAUGGGUACGCUACAUCACACAGAGCGGCGAUUACCAGCUUCGGACAAACUAGAGGCACUUGGGCAAGACUGACCCACCCCCACCCCCUCCUCGUGCUUUUGAGAAAAAAAAACAAUAGUUUGCAGCUUGAUUCUGAGGACAUCGUCCAUGUUCAGCAAAGAACAGAGAUUCAUCUUGGAAAGCUUACUGGUUAUCAGCAGGUCAGUGAGCAGAAUACGAGUGGUGUCACAGAAGUAUUUCAGAGCCGUGACAGAAAGCCAUUACUGCAGAGGGCUGUCCUUUGGGUCUGUUUUAGUGCGGAAAUGAACUGAAUAAUAUUCCCAUUUGCAACAAAAACGUUUCAUAACUGAACUCAGCACAAAGGAUAAAAAGAAUUUUUCUAAUUGUCUGGUAUGAUUUCUUAGUUUGUUUUUUCUCUGUUAAUCUGUAAUUGUAACAUGUUUCUUUUUUUGUGUUAUAUACAUUUAAUUUGCGUAUUUUUCAGGUACCUGCAGUAAAAUACAUUCCUGAACAGCUAGUAAAUGAAACGCACUGAAGUGCAAACACCGUCUUGAUGAACAAACAUUUCACUUUUGAUCAUGGAUAAAUGAAUAAGAUUGAGGAUAAUGUCUUACUUACUUUCAGGGUCUUAUCCAAGUUACUUUUGAAGUCGGUUACUGCAUGUGUGUAGUCUUACUAAUGAAAGACUACAUUUCCCCGUUUUGUCCUUUUUAAACAAUAAAUACGUUUUCACAA
Molecule: messenger RNA, 2399 nt
Organism: Paramormyrops kingsleyae
Lineage: Eukaryota; Metazoa; Chordata; Actinopteri; Osteoglossiformes; Mormyridae
Source: RefSeq, a predicted model, not a curated record